CCCUCCGACGAUCACGUAAAGAGAGCAGCCUUAUUAGGCACGAAGUAGGUGUGAGGUCACACAAGUUCUCAGGGAAAAGCGAAGUGGCUUUUCUUACUCUGCGUUUGCCAGACAGGAAAAAAGGCUCCUGCUCUGCAGCUUUCAGCGUCCUCUGUGCUCCCAGCUGCCUGGGAGUUAGGGAGGCGGUAGUCACAAGUGUCCAAUCUAAAUCAUCGAAACUUUCUGGCACUUGGUUCAAAAGAAAAAAAAAUCUGUACUGAGGAGCAAAGACUCCUGAAGUCACAGUAGGUCUGACCUCAGGUUAGAAAUGGUCUGAAGAGCGAUUUUAACUGGACGUCCUCUGAAUCCCUGGCUGGACACUGUAACCUAAGAAGGAUGAUCGAUAUCCAACGGCCCUCCCCAUUAGCCGGCUGCGGGGGGAGAGCUCCAUGCGCACACAUGCCUCUCAGAAUCGCCCACCACCCGCGGAAGGCGAAUGGCCCGGACAGGAGGAUGGAGCCGCAGGGGGGCGCGGGGAAGGCUGGCCAGCGCUCCUGGAAGCUCGCUUCCAUCUCCAGGUCCCUGAUCCUGUGCCGUUCGGUGACCAGCGACGACAGCAGCAGCCCGGAGGAAAAGUACAGCCAACCGGGGGCAGGGAGAGGGGACGGGGGGAGGCAGCGGUGGGACUGUCAGGAAGCUGCCUUGCACGCCAGCACCCGGUCGGCCUCCCCGAGGAUUCCACCACGAGGCAGCCCUACCGUGACCUCUGGGGGCCCACAAGAGAUCUCCAAACGGACCUUCUCCUUUAAGAGGAGCAGUAUCUGGAGAAUGUGUGUGGCUGGUGAAGAAGGCCCAGGAACCCAUACUGGCCAUCAUAACACCCUGCCUGCUGAAAGAGGCCUUACUGUACACUGCACCAAAAACGGAGGGGCGCUGCACAGGGACAGUUACCUCCAGCCGGGAGCCGAUCCCCUUCUAGCCAAUGGGAAGCUCCGUGGCGGACGUGCCGAGGUGGAGGAAGAGCCAGCAGUGGGGUCACGUGCCAGGGCAUCUCACACGCUGGCAUGCAGUGAGGAGUCUUUGAUGAGUGAAAAUAGUACCACGCUGGUCAACAGUGGAGUCCCGUUAAUGGCUCCUGCUGUGAGAGACGGAACACACAUCCUCACCAGCUACGGUCGUAAGGAGCAAACUGGGAAAACGGUCACACUGAGGGACCCCAUUGUGGAGGCCAGCUGUGGGGAGACUGGUCACAGCUGGGAUGUGGAGAAGGCAGAGAAGGGUGACCAGGGGAACCAGUCUAACAGUCCGAAGACACAGUCUAAUUCCACCACCGUCAGUCCCUACUGGAUCGGCGACUUGGACACGUUGAUUCUGAAGACUCCAGAGAUCUCCCGUGGCCAUCGCCAGGGGCACACUCGCUUUUACGGAAACAGGAAGUCCCUGUCUCAGCAGUUGGAAUUUCCUCAUGGAUUUUCACAGGCUGUUCCGAGACCCUCCCGCUCCUUGAGUUCGGCUCACCUGGUCCACCUCAGCAGCAGCGGCAGCAUGCAAGCCUUCAUCAUCUGUAACGUCGUCCUGAUGAAGGGUCAGGGAAAGGGUUUGGGCUUCAGCAUUGUCGGCGGGAAGGACAGCAUAUGUGGGCCCAUGGGUAUCUAUGUCAAGACCAUCUUUCCGGGUGGAGCAGCAGCAGCAGAUGGCAGGCUGCAGGAAGGAGAUGAGAUUCUGGAACUGAACGGCGAGUCUCUGCAUGGCCUGACUCAUGAAGACGCUUUGCAUAAGUUCAAACAAAUCAAGAAGGGCCUCCUGAUGCUGGUGGUGCGGACGAGCCUGCGGCCCGGGGUGCUGUCCAGCCAGGCUCAGGCCGCCCAGCUCUGCCGUUCCCGGUCCCUCAGCUCCAGCACGGGGAUCAGCAGGGCCAGCGCAGACAUGAGUGACUGCAGCUUUACAGCCACGCCAGCCAAACCCCAGGACCGCAUUGUGAUGGAAAUCUCACUGCAGAAAGAAGCCGGUGUGGGACUUGGAGUUGGACUCUGUUGUGUCCCGUCAGGGGAGGGCUGCCCUGGAAUUUACAUCCACACUCUCUCGCCGGGAUCGGUAGCCCACAUAGAUGGGCGACUCAGGUGCGGGGACAAGAUCAUGGAGAUCAAUGACACCGUGGUCUACAACAUGACGCUGAACGAGGUCUACACGGUGCUGAGUCAGUGCAGCCCCGGUACGGUUCGGGUCCUCAUCAGCCGGCACCCCGACCCCAAGGUCUCAGAGCAGCAGCUGAAUGAGGCAAUCGCUCAGGCUGUGGAGAGCAGCCGGAUGAAGAGAGACAGGAGCCAAUGGAGUAUAGAAGGUCUGAGGAGACCAUCCCCCUGCUCCCACGGGAGGCUGAGAUGUGAGAAUUGUGUUGAAAGGAGCUUCUUGCAGCCUGGAGGCCGCCGGGUCCCAAAACUGAUGACCCGCUCAUGCAGUGACAGCACCUACAACUACCGCAUGCUAUGCAGCUCCUGCAGUCUGGUCCACAGCUACACGCAAUCAGACCCCAAGGCCAGGGUCCACAGCAUGGACAUCCCACUGCCGGCGUCACCAGUAUCAGGGUCCGGGUCCUGGCCUGACAGUAAACCACCUUCAUACCAGGACUACAAUGUUCCCCUUAGCUCCUCUGACACAGUCCACAGUCUUCACCCAUUAGACUUGAGGAUCAGGAGCUCGAAGACUCUAGGAUCUGACCCCACAAGCCCCACCCAGACUCAACUGGACAGAUUUGACUCACAGGGAUCCAGCAGAGAUUCCCUGGACGAUGCCUGGCCUCGUCCCCAAUCAACAUGCCAGUUUUUUUGCAGUAUUUACAUGGCUUUAAGAAAGAUUCCAGAAUUGCUAUUUAAACAUGAAGCAGUCGGCGGGCUGGCUGAGACACCGAGGGCGACACACACAAGUCCCUUAGCUGUCCUUGCAGCUUCAGAGGCGACAGAUCUCUCCUCCAGAGGAGACAGCAAGCACAAAGGUCUUAAGCCUGCCCUUCACGUGUGCUCCCAGAGUAAGAGGCCUCUGUUGAGGAGGCAGGCCUGUGUGGAGCUACACCAGGACAGCCAAGCACAGGAGCCCCAGGUGAAGGUGACCCCCUACAUCGGGACAACGCACAGCCCAGCCGCCAUGAGUGAGGAGAAUGGGAUGGCAGACGUCAAUGGUCCCGCCUUGCCUGAGAGCAGUGAGGCGGACCAGGACCUCAGUACAGCGAAGGCGGAUGAAUCGUUGAGUGUGAAAAAGGGUCCGCCUGUGGCACCCAAGCCCACCUGGACUCGGAAGAGCCUGGUAGGGAGGCUACAGGCAGAAUCCAGCAGAGUUUCUGAUAAGAAGCUCCCUGAUGUGGGAAGGACUUUCGGGGUGAGCUUGAGAAGCACCUCAGCAUCGGCUAAUCUGUCCUUCAAACAAAAGAUCCACUCAUUCGAGUCCUUCUCUAGUUCAGAGGGACCAGAAAGGGGCAGCCGACGUCUUGCUUCUUCCACAUCGUUGCCUUUAGCAGAGAAAUCGCGCCCUUGCAACACAGGAAGUGGGCCAAGCAGCAGAUCUACAGUGGCUAACUCAGUCAAUGAGCACAGGGCCUCCCCGUCUGUUCCCACACAGCUGGUCUCUGACUGUCCUCCAGGAGACACCGCCACGGCAAGAAGGCAUUCUGCUGUUUCCAAAGUCAUAUCCAGCUCAGAAGAGACCAUUCCAGAGGAAACAUCUCAAGAAGCUCCAGCUCCAACAGCAACUUCUCCAGAAGAACCUGCUCCAUCAGAGAAUUCUACAGACAGAAUUUCUUCAGCGACAACAGCUCCAAAGGCGUCUUUCACAGAGGCAUUUACUCCAGAAACAGCUUCUCCAGAUGAGCCUGUUCCAGAGGCAGAUCAAGUCUCCAUUUCAGCUCCAGAGCCUAAGGUUGAAAGCUUGAAGGAUGACGUCUUGGACAGGCCUUUGUCAUCCAAGGAGUCCAUUGCGAUCGCCAAGCAGCAGAAUCUGCGGACAAGAAGCCUGCCACUGACGACUCCUGAGCUCUCCACGGAGGCCUCCACCACCCGGCUGUUUGAUAAUGAAAGUCUGGGGAAGAUCUUGUCUUUCAGCAACAAGGUGUCGCACGCGUUGAUCCGCUCAAUGCGCUCCCUACCUCAGUCCCCGUGCUUCCGCCUUGGAAACCCUUGGAGCCAAACUCCAGGAUCCCCUCUGACCAAGACAGACGAGGACCCUUCAACUACGGAAACCGCCCCCUUCUCCCCUGGAGCUGACUGCAGUGAAAAGGGGUUCUCUGUAAGUCUGGCGGAGCUCCGUGAGUGCACCAUAAAGUGGGAAAGCGACACCUGCGAAGAUGGCAACUGGGAGAGAACCUUGCCGAGCUCCUCGACCAACUGUGCCCAGUCGGUCAUCUCUGUCAUCCUGCCCGAGGAGAUCGAAAGGAUGAUCCAAGAGGUUGAGGCCCUGGAUGAGGAGACCCUGAAGCAAUUUGAAGAUAUCCAAGUUGUGAUUUUACACAAAGAAGAGGGGGCUGGCCUGGGUUUCAGCAUCGCCGGGGGUGUGGACUGUGAGAACAAAGAAACCAUUGUUCACAAGGUGUUCCCCAGCGGACUGGCGGCUCAGGAGGGCACGAUAGAGAAGGGGGACGAGGUGCUCUCCGUCAACGGGCAGACUCUGAAGAACUUGAACCAUGCCGAUGCCACAGCCAUCCUCCGGCAGGCCAGGACGAUGAAGCAAGCCGUAGUGGUCAUCUGCAAGGCUGGAGAGGGCGAGGCAGGAGCUGGGCUCUCCAGCGACGCGGCCGGCGGUGGCCCAGACCAGAGCGGAGCUGACGAAGGUGGCGGCGAGAUCCUAACCGUCCAGCUAGAGAAGAGUGCAGGGGGCGUGGGCUUCAGCCUUGAAGGAGGCAAGGGCUCAAUCAACGGAGACAGACCCCUGCUGGUGAACAGGAUCUUUAAAGACCUAAGCUGCAUCCAACUAGGCGACGAGAUCCAGCAGGUGCAGGACACGUCUCUGCUGGGUCUACCACGGUUUGAGGCCUGGAGCAUCAUCAAGGCUCUGCCCGAUGGGCCCUUCACAGCCAUCAUCAGGAGGAAGGGGGGCGAGAUGGGCUGAGAGAGCACCGUGUGGGUCGCACCAAGCAAGACCUCACAAGGAAGCCUGUCCUGUGUGACACGUACGGCUUGGCCCUCCAGCGAGGGAGGGGUCUUCUCUUCAUUAUCGUAGGAACGGUUUCUGAACCCUAGAAGGUAUAAGGAAGUUCAAGUCUGUUUACACUUUUUACAAAUCAAAUCAGGGAAAACCAUAUUUUUUUUUUUUUUGGAAUUUAUGGAAGGACUGCAAAAACAGAAAAUCAUUGCAUUGUAUCCAUAUACAUAUAUGAUAAGUAAUAAAAAAUGAACAGGAUUAUGCAAAAUAAACAGUUAGUCCAAUGCAUCAUAUUUGCAUACAUGUUCCAUGUAUGAUUUUGGUUUUUUUAAAUUAACACAAUCCAGAACUCAUUCAGCAUAAAAAACCUACACAACAAUAACAGAAAUGAGGUCACAUGUAGGCCUGUGAGCGUAGCUGAGAGACAAUGCCAGAUCACACCAAUAUCACUGCUCAUUUGGCCAGAUGCCAAAUAGCAUUUUGCUCAACCUUUCACUCCUGCAAGAAUUUAGAGGUAAAGCUAAGUAUAUAAAUGUGUCUUAUUUUGUAUAGGUCAGAUAUUUAGGCUGAAAGAGGAAGUGGAAUAUAUAGUCGUGAAAAAAUUAGGACCCCCAUUAAAUAUUUAGUUCUUAAUUAAGAAAUAUCAAUGUAAUAACAUCACCUAUGCAGAAACAAUAAAGAAAUGCAGUUAUUUAACAAAAUUAAUUAACUAAGAUGCCAAUUUCAACUGAGGAAAAAGUUACGUCACCUAAUGCAUAAUCGCUAGUAUGUCCCCUUGACUGAAAUAAGCUAAUUAGACGUUUCCUAAACACAUCUGUAAAUCUUUGACAACGACUGGCAGAAAGUUUUCCCCACUCUCCAGUACAGAAUUCCUUAAGCUGUGUGAUGUUUGAAAGAUGUCUCACAUGCACAGCCCACUUCAACUUACCCCACAGCUUCUCAAUAGGAUUCAGAUCUGGGCUUUGACUCGGCUACUCCAGCACUCCUCAUUCCUUUCUUCUAUACUAUUCCUUGGUAGAUUUGCAUGUGUGAUUGAUGUGUUGCAUGGUCCACGCACUCUUCAGCUUCAACUUCUGGACAGACAAUCUCACAUUGUCCUCGAAGACCCUCUGACACGAUGAAGACUUCAUAGUGGGUUCUAUGAUGGUGAGCCGGCCAGGUUCUGCUGCAGCAAAGCAGCCCCAAACCUUGACAUUUCCACCCCCAAGCUUCACAGCUGGUAUGAGGUUCUUUUCCUCAAAAGCUGCCUUUGGUUUACGCCAAACAUGUCCUCUGUUACUGUGACCAGAUAAUUCAGUUUUAGAUACUUCUGCCCAAAGCAGGUUGUUCCUGAACUCCUGGUCUUUGUCUAAGGGAGUCUCUGGUGAACUUCAGUCUUGCUCUGUUAUUUUUUUGAUGGCAAGGGUUUCCUCCUUGCACACCUCUCAUGUACGUCAAACUUGUGCAGUCUCUUUCUGAUAGUAGAUGCAUGUACCUUGACAUCAACUGUGGUAAGAGCUUCCUGUACGUCCCGUGAUGACAUUUUAGGAUUUUUAGACUUCGUUCAGCAUCUUGCAGUUUGCACUUGGGUGAACUUGCUAGGACGGCCUGACCUGGCCAUGUUGGCAGUUGUUUUCAAUGUUGUCCACUUGUAAAUUAUUUUCUGGACAGUUGAAUGGCUGAUUCCAAACCCCCUUGAGAUCCUUUUAUAUCCUUCCCAGACUCAUAUGCAUCUCUAAGCUUCUUUUUGAAGGCCUCAGAAAACUCUUUGAAUCUCACCAUGGUAAUACCACUCACUUCAGCUAACUAGAUGUCUGUGGUUUAAGUAAGACCGGCUCCACAAAAAAGCUCCGUAAUGAUGUUCUAAUCAUUUUCACCUCAUGUGGUGUACCAUAAUCUGAUUAUAGGCAUUUUAAAUAGUAAUGGCUGUGAGGGUGUCUUAACGUUUUCCUCAGUAGGAAUUGCCAUCUUAGUUAUUUUCUUUUGUUAAAUAAGUUUAUGUUUCUUACUUUUGCAUAAGUGAUGCAAUUACAUCACUUUUAUCUACAGAUAUCAUUUGAGAGAAGAUUCUAUAUUGAUAUGUUGAUAUUUCUUAAUAAAGAACUAAAUAUA
Molecule: messenger RNA, 7197 nt
Organism: Brienomyrus brachyistius
Lineage: Eukaryota; Metazoa; Chordata; Actinopteri; Osteoglossiformes; Mormyridae
Gene: il16
Product: interleukin 16
Exons: 23
Coding region: 376-5073 (1565 amino acids)
Biological process (GO): leukocyte chemotaxis; induction of positive chemotaxis
Molecular function (GO): cytokine activity; CD4 receptor binding
Source: RefSeq, a predicted model, not a curated record